AUGGAUGUUGAUUAUUCAACGACAGCAGUUGUUUGCUCACAGGGUUCAGAAAAUGUCACCAAAGAACGUGAGGAAACUCCACUAACAACCAAGAGGAAGGGGCGCUUCAACAUUGGUUUGUAUGCAAAACGAAGAAAACUGAUCAUGAAUGAGCUAAUGGAGGAGAAGCUAGCGGCAGAUACGAAAUUGAAAAGCAUGCAGAAUAAAGUUGAUUAUCGUAAACGCAAGGCUGAUGAUCUAGAAACACUUGUUCCUACACCAAAGCAACGGCCAAGGAUGCCGAACACAGAGAGUGUCAUCUGCAAAGAAAAUAGUGAUCAUGUCAAUUUAUCUAAAGCCCAAAGUCAAAGAAGAAGAAAAGCAACCCUUAGAGCUUUAAAGCCUGUCCACUGCACACCAAGAUCAACUGACCAAACCCCAAUUAUGAAUGGGAUGUGGGCAACACUAAUCAAUGAAAACCCACCACAGUUCAUAGAGUCCUUGGUGGCAAAUUCAAAGGUCUGCAAAACCAAGGUCAUUCCUAGCAUCUUAAAGAAUAAUGUGACAACCUAUGAAAAAAGUCAGGAGAACUUUGUACGAAGCACAGGUCUGCUUUACAAAGGAGGGUUGCUAACAAAAAACAAGUACAAGGAAACAAGAAAAGAGAAAGUUGACUUUAUGCCAGGGGUUUCAAUACCACGAUAUGUAACUUACGAUAGAUUGAUGUCAUUCAUCAAAGGAAUAAAUAUGGGGGAUGUUUAUGAUCUUCAAGAUUUUGCUGCCAAGAAAGGGAAAAGUCCUGUGCAUGGAGUCUACCGAUCUUUGGAGUCCUUGCUUUUAAGGCUAGCAGACAUGUACUUAAUGCUAAAUGAUCACUCAAAAUUCCUUCACUGGUUCAAUGACCAAAAAGGGAAAUUUCUAGUGGCAAUAGGUGCUGAUGCAGCCCCAUUUGGCAAAGACGAAACAGCAACUGCCUAUUUAGUGAGUAUUCUAAACGUUCUAGAAGGAGUUCAAAGUUGUGAUCACAACUACCUGUUGAUGGGAGGGAAUUGUGACGAAACUCAUGAACUGAUGUACGAGUACACCAAACAUGUUGUUGAGGAAAUCAAGGAAAUAGAAGCAAAGGAAUAUGAUGUGCAUGGCAUCAAGAUAUCAUUUCAAUGUAGACUUGUCCCCAGUGACCAAAAAUGGAUGGCCAGUAUGUGUGGAGAAUUAAACAACGCAGCAACAUACUUUUCGACUUUCGCCAAUGUCUCAAAAGCUGACAUAAAAACCAUCGAUGGUAAAAUUGGCGGAGAUGAUUGCACUUGGAAAACAUGGGCAUAUGACAAAAGAUUGAAGGAUGCAGAUUAUGUCAAGUUAUUCAAGACAAAGAACAAGAUUCCAGAUGGUUCUAAAGCCAGUAACCAUCGGAAAAAAGUAACAGAGUACAUUGCUUCAAGAAAAUCCAGACAAGAGUUCCAUCCUCCAUUGGAUAAAUAUGUUAGCAGGGUUCACAUCAAUGAGAGUGACAUGAAUGUUCUUAAGAAUGAGUGUGAAAUGUACUACAACUGCCAAGCACUACUAUUGGCCAAUGUCAAACCAACCACAUGGACCAUUGGUAAGGCAAUUCCAUUUUACACAGAUAAGAUAUACCAUGAUUUGGGGUUUGGGCUUGGCUUAAACAGCAUGCAAGGCCGAGAAGCAAAGCACAUUAAGCUUUCGUGUUAUGCCAAAAACACUACAAAGGGGAAACAGCUGCGGUGGUGGCAAGUGUUCAAGCACGAGUUCAUGGAACUUGUUUGGCUGAAAGAAAAUGAUGCCAAGAAAGUGGCCAAGAAAUUACAUAGCACAUCUCAUUCUGAAAAUGAAGAAAAGUCUUUCAAAGAUAGGUACAUCCCUCCCUACUGUAUCAACAAUGAUACAUUUUGUACUUGUGGCCAGCCUAAGUCAGUCACUGUGACUUCUUGUCCUAUUUGCUGUUCAGAUAUAUUCGAACUAGUAGUGAAAUCAUGCAAGGCGGGUAAAAUUGAUGGAAAGUUAAAAGUUAACAUUUAAUUAAUGUGAAAAAAGAGAACAAUCUAAAUGAGCAAUACAACUGUUUAGUUGAAAGUUUACUAUAGCAUCCAGUCACCUUCACUUCAAAACAGAAACUGUAACAUGUAUUGUUCUCAAUUGCAAUUGCUUGUUUACACUUUAUACAAAUAACAAAUGUAAUAACUGCAGAUGUGUAAUAAUUCAAGACAUUCAGACAAAUAAAAAGUAUUUGUUGCUUUUUGCAAUCAAUUGUAGAUCAUUAAAAGAUAAGUAACUAUAUUGUAUGUAGACUUGUAAUGUGUUGCCGAGUAUUUUACCUAAGGUACAUUGUACCCAGAACUAAGAUCAAUUAAGUUAAUUCAUUUAUUCUUUAUUUCAUUUUACUGUGAUAUCAAUAAAGAAUAAAUGAAAUAACUUGACUCUUGUGUGCUUAAU
Exaiptasia diaphana is the source of this 2430-nucleotide messenger RNA. RefSeq lists its product as uncharacterized. Bases 1 to 2016 code for a protein of 671 amino acids. NCBI's taxonomy places the organism in Eukaryota, Metazoa, Cnidaria, Anthozoa, Actiniaria, Aiptasiidae. The record is from RefSeq and is a predicted model, not a curated record. The transcript has 5 exons.